This is a messenger RNA of Cordyceps fumosorosea ARSEF 2679, 1620 nucleotides long. Its product is annotated as histone acetyltransferase GCN5. Gene Ontology annotation, cellular component: histone acetyltransferase complex. NCBI's taxonomy places the organism in Eukaryota, Fungi, Ascomycota, Sordariomycetes, Hypocreales, Cordycipitaceae. Bases 1 to 1620 code for a protein of 539 amino acids. The transcript has a single exon. Gene Ontology annotation, biological process: positive regulation of transcription by RNA polymerase II; chromatin remodeling. The record is from RefSeq and is a predicted model, not a curated record. Gene Ontology annotation, molecular function: histone H3 acetyltransferase activity; protein binding.
AUGAAUAUGCAUGCGUUGGAGUUUGGACAGGGCGCAGCGAGCCAUGUCGGCGCAGAGAAAGCGGCGGAACCUGCAACGAACACGACGCCCUACGGCCCCAUCGAUAUUGACGACGCAGCAAGGAACGAGCUGGCUGGACAGGUGCAGGCGGACAUUGCAGUGGAAACGCAACAACAACAAAGUCAGAUCACCAAGGAGGGCUUGGACAAUCACCACGACGGCGAGGCGCCACUUGAGCAAAUGGUGACGACAAAUUCGGAAUACGAAAUACCACACUUCACAAACAAGCGUCCGGCAUCGCAAGAGCCGGACGAGGUGAUGGAUGCCAAACGAGUCAAGUUUGAGCCGAGCAACGGUGCAGAUGCCAAACGAAUCAAGCUUGAGCCGGACGAGGGCGCCUCUGAGCAACAAGGUCAACAACCACCCGCCUUUGCCAUUCCUUUUCCUGAUAAAGUAGGCACACAGCCGCCCCGCUUGAAUCCUUCUGCAGUGCGCGCGUUGACCACCCUUGAUAAGCCCGCAGUCUUGGAAGAACGAGCUGGUGAGAUCGAAUAUCGUGUCGUCAACAACGACGGCAGCAGGGAGAGCAUCAUCAUCCUGACCGGGCUCAAGUGCCUGUUCCAGAAGCAGCUGCCCAAGAUGCCCAAGGAUUACAUCGCGCGGCUCGUCUACGACCGGAACCACCUAUCCAUGGCCAUCGUCAAGCCGCGGCCGGCGCCGUCGUCGCUCGAGGUCGUCGGCGGCAUCUGCUACCGCGCCUUCCGCCGCCGCCGCUUCGCUGAAGUCGUCUUCUGCGCCAUCUCCUCGGACCAGCAGGUGCGCGGGUACGGGGCGCACCUGAUGGCGCACCUCAAGGACUACGUGCGCACCGCGACGUCCCCGCCCAUCAUGCACCUCCUCACCUACGCGGACAACUACGCGACGGGCUACUUUCAGAAGCAAGGGUUCACCAAGGAUGUGACGCUCGCGCGCGCGCUCUGGGCCGGCUGCAUCAAGGACUACGAGGGCGGCACGCUGAUGCAGUGCAGCCUGCUGCCGCGCGUGCGCUACCUCGAGGCCGGCCGCAUGCUGCUGAAGCAGCGCGCGUGCGUGCUCGCCAAGAUCCGGCCGCUCAGCCGGAGCCACGUGGUGCACCCGCCGCCGGCGCAGUGGGCUGCCGCGGCAGCCGGGGGUGUGGUCGCGCCGAUCGAUCCGCUGUCGGUGCCGGCGAUCCGCGCCACGGGCUGGUGCCCGGCGAUGGACGAGCUGGCGCGGGCGCCGCGCCACGGGCCGCACUUUGCGGAGAUGCGGCGCGUGCUGUACCAGGUGCAGAACCACAAGCAGGCGUGGCCGUUCCUGGCGCCGGUCAGCCGCGACGACGUGCCGGACUACCACGCCGUCAUCGCGGACCCGAUGGACCUGGCGACCAUGGAGGAGCGCCUGCUGCGCGACGCCUACGCGGGGCCGGCGCAGCUCGUCGCCGACAUGCGGCUCGUCUUCGCCAACUGCAGGCGGUACAACGACGCGGCCACCGUUUACAGCAAGUGCGCGGUCAAGCUGGAAAAGUACAUGUGGACCUUGGUCGGGGAGGUGCCGGAGUGGCACGAGCUGCUCGACGAGGAGAAGAAGACCGGUGGCUAG